AUGUCCGACAAGUCUGUUGUUCUUAUCACCGGUGCUGCUGGCUGGCUCGGAGGUCUUCUCGCCCAUGCGCUCCUUGAAGAUCCAAAGACACCCAACUGCCAUCUCAUCCUCGCCGACAUUGUAGAACCCCGAGCUCCCGAGGGUGCCAAAGCUGUUACCAUCAAAGCCGACUUGACGGACAAGUCGCAGAUCGAUGCGUUGUUCAAAACGGAGUUUGGCGUACCCGAUACCGUGUAUGCGUUGCAUGGAAUCAUGAGCAGAGGCUCGGAGGAUAAUUUUGAAUUGGGACUGAAGGUCAACAUCGAUUCUAUCAGGAUGUUGCUCGAUGCCACGAGGCAUAACGGCUCGUCGCUCGCCGACCCGAUCAAGUUCAUAUUCACCUCCUCGCUUGCCGUAUAUGGUGGUCCGCUUCCUGACGUGGUUACGCCACAAACAAUCGCCACACCAGAAGGUGCCUACGGCAUGGGCAAACUCACCUCUGAGCUCCUCGUGAAUGAAUAUACUCGCCGUGGUUUCAUCGAUGGCCGUAUUAUGCGUUUACCAACCAUCGUCGUUCGCCCUGGCGUCCCUUCCGCCGCGACCUCUGCCUUCAUUUCCGGUAUCAUCCGUGAGCCCUUGAAGGGUCAGGAAUCCCUCUGCCCGAUUGGCGAUUCUCUCGACUCUCCCGAACUCACAGCCCUCUCCGCCUGGCUCGCCUCCCCAACCACCACGAUCAAAAACUUCGUCCACGCAAAACACGUCCCCUCAUCCUCUUUCUACCCCCACACUCGCGUUGUCUGUCUCCCAGGCUUCACCGCAUCCGUCAAGGACGAACUCGAUGCGUUGUUGAAGGUUGCUGGUCAAGAGGCACUAGACAGGGUAAAGUUCAAAGACGACGAAACGAAUCGGAGGAUCGUGAGUUCAUGGCCGGCGAAGUUCGAUAAUACGUAUCCGCUGUCCCUUGGGUUUAGCGUGGAUGAGGGAGGCAUGGAGGAGGUAGUGAGGCAGUUCCAGAAGGACGUGGCAGCGGGACUUGCAUGAACUUGUGGAUCGAGUGUGUGAUACGCUCACUGGCUGUACUUAUAUCCUGUGUAUCCUCUGUUUAUGGAUGUGUUUGGCUCGUUUCAAC
Molecule: messenger RNA, 1108 nt
Organism: Stereum hirsutum FP-91666 SS1
Lineage: Eukaryota; Fungi; Basidiomycota; Agaricomycetes; Russulales; Stereaceae
Product: NAD-P-binding protein
Exons: 5
Coding region: 1-1020 (339 amino acids)
Source: RefSeq, a predicted model, not a curated record